This is a messenger RNA of Physeter macrocephalus (sperm whale), 1584 nucleotides long. Its product is annotated as armadillo repeat-containing protein 1. The transcript is spliced from 3 exons. Bases 356 to 673 code for a protein of 105 amino acids. NCBI's taxonomy places the organism in Eukaryota, Metazoa, Chordata, Mammalia, Artiodactyla, Physeteridae. The record is from RefSeq and is a predicted model, not a curated record.
AUUUCUGAUUAAAAUGAUUAAAAUUAAAUAUUAGUAAUGAAGCUUGAAAAAAAUCUAGCAGGAAUUACUGUUUUGUUGGAUCUUAUAAAUUUUCAUAAACUUGACUAAGCACCACCCUUUCUGUGCCCUCAAAUAUGUGAUUGUAGAAUUGAAAUAGGGACAUUUGCUUUCCCUGGCCCUGUGUUCCCUCCUUUCCCCAAAAUAUAAAGAGUAGCUCAGUGUUGUUUGAUUUGAUUUAUUCCCUUAUUAUUUUGCUAGUUUUAAUAACAAUUUGCUUUUACUUUUUCAGUCUCGGAGAAACCUGUGUGAAGAGGCUUUGUUAAAAAUUAAAGGCGUUAUUAGCUUUACUUUUCAAAUGGCUGUUCAAAGAUGUGUGGUGCGAAUCCGUUCAGAUCUGAAAGCAGAGGCUUUGGCAUCAGCAAUAGCAUCAACCAAGGUUAUGAAGGCUCAGCAAGUUGUGAAAAGCGAAAGUGGAGAAGAGAUGCUGGUCCCGUUCCAAGACACGCCUGUGGAAGUAGAACAGAACACAGAGCUGCCCGACUACCUGCCUGAGGACGAGAGUCCCACAAAGGAGCAGGACAAAGCAGUGUCCCGGGUGGGCUCACACCCAGAGGGUGGAGCUAGCUGGCUGAGCACAGCUGCAAACUUUUUAUCCAGAUCGUUUUACUGGUGACUUCAGUUUGGGGCUCAAGGACUGUGUAAACGAACAAGGGGCCAGUUUUCCAUUGUUGUGGUGAACUGUCAAGUGCAAUUUGCAAUAAGUUAUCAUGAAAAGUUUCUAGAUUACAUGAUUAAGAAUGCUGCAUUUUACAUUUUACUGGACAUUUUACCCCACUAAGUGGUAAAAAGGACAGAGGCUACAGGUGGAAUUGCUUUGUUUAUGAAGGUGUUUUGGUUUCCUUUGUUUAAAUUGCCUCACUUUUUAAAAAAACAUGGGUCCACUGUUAAACCAAACAUGUAUUUGUGCAGCUUUACAUUUUAUUUUACACAAAGCACGUGAUUAGGAAAACUUGUUUUCUCAAGCCUCAGGACCUAUCUGAAGAGAAGUUUUUUGUUUUUUUUUUUUUUUUAGCUCAAGUUGUGCAUGAAUUACUGAACACUUUUCUCUGCCUUUUCUUGUGAAAGAUACUUGCUUUGGUACUCUUUCUUUCUCGUGAAAGAUACUUGCUUUGAAAGCAUUUCUCAUAAUUCCCCUUUUGUGCCUUUUUUUUUUGCCAACCAUGUUUAUAGAAAGGACGUUACUAGUGACAUUUUGUGAAUUAAAACAUAUUCAUUGCAACGUAACAAACCCCUAAAAAUACAACUGUACAAAAACUUGGCAGUCUUAUUUGUUAUAAUUUUUUAAAGAUUAACACAAAAUCAGUCGAGAAGGAAACAUGUAUAUCAGCAAAGUGUUCUUGGAGACUAUUUGAAUGUGACCAAACGUGGUCCUAGCUGACUACUGUUCAGUUUGGUUUAUAUCAGCUCUUGAGAAUUAUGUCCACCCUAAUAUUGGGAGUGACUGUAAAUGGUCUCUAGGCCUUACUUUGUGAUUACACACUAUCCCCUGCUAAGAAAAAAAAAAAAAAAAAAAAAAGUAGUAAA